Messenger RNA from Seminavis robusta, 2035 nucleotides. NCBI's taxonomy places the organism in Eukaryota, Bacillariophyta, Bacillariophyceae, Naviculales, Naviculaceae. The record is from the annotation of a GenBank genome assembly.
AAGCCACGAAGCGAAGCCAAAAUAAUUUUCAAGGUCCCAAACAUCGGCCACUCACUCAUCAGGCAAUAGUAACCCCUCUGCCUCUCCAUCUCGAACGACAACAUACGACAAUAUACAUACUAGUACUACUAGCUAGCUAGUAUAUACAUAUGAUGUAUUCACGGCUCUUGGUGAGGACUCCUCGAGGGUCUGGCAGUAGUCGUAGUAGGAUCCUCAACUACUACCCGGCCGUUCCUGUGAUUCUCACUGCCUCUUUGGUAGACCAUUCGUCGACGAGAACAACCACAACAUCAACACAACAACAACAAAAGAACAAGACACGUCUCGAGGAAGAUCCCAACAAUAAGAAAGAGGAUGCUGCCAGUAAAAACAAUAGAAAAGACAAUCCAGUAUUUGAUAUUACUCAAAAAUGGAAGGAAGCUCGCAAUGCCAGCGACUUUUGGAAGUCUACCAUUUUCACAGAACAAGACGACAAGAAGACGACAACAACUGCCAAGGAUGACACUACAACAACAAAGCCACUCAACCCACAGGAUGGAACCAAAGAGGGUCUGGAAUCCCUUCUCGUUGGAAAAAUGCAAAAGUUUCUGGGGGUAGCACAACAAUCGGACAACAACAGCAACGACAAAACCACUGCAGCCACCAAAGAAGAUAUGGCCACCACGUUCCAAGACAUGGCCGCCAGCUUUACGGCCGUCUUGGCGGGAGGAGGCACACAAGAUUCCAUUCAACGCGUCGUCAAUCAAGCCCGACAAAGUGCCGAACAGGGGGACGUCAGCGACAAUAAGAGCCUCGAUGAAGUCUUGGCCGUUUUGAAAGAAUACGCCAUGGCUCUGGAAGCAACCGCCACCAAGUUUUUGGGACAGGUCGAUCUCUCCAAUCUGUUCCCCACCAAUCUAUUCUACUAUGUCGAACACGAAGAUGCCGUCAAAAAUCCGAGUUGGAAACGACGCAUGCAUCGAUUCUAUCCGGGAAUUGAUCUCGGGAGAAUGGAGGAUUUGAACGACGACUUGCAACUGGCUUUCUUGAGUUAUGCCGAUUCGGUAGACGAGAUUCAAGAGGGACUCGAAAAUCACAAGACACCCUUUCAGGUGGUAUUGGUCGAUACCAAUAGUUAUCCCAAUCGACCGGCACAUUUCAUUGCGGUCAAACGAUCACAACCCAUUUGGAGUCCCUACCUCGAAGUGCUAGUGUGUGUCCGCGGUACCAAGACUAUUGAAGAUGCACUGACCGAUCUACUCUGUGACGACGUGGCGUACAAGGGCGGAAAGGCACAUUCGGGGGUAUUAGAGGGUGGAAGAUAUUUGGCAGAGAAACACAAGCCACUACUAUUAGAGUUGUUAAAGUCAUCGGGAAAACCAAAAAUGAAAGUACGGUUGAUUGGACAUUCGCUCGGAGCUGGUGCGGCCAGUAUCAUUGGCAUGGAGUGGAACGAUGACCCAAACUUGGAAGUGGAGGUGAUUGGAUUUGGAUGUCCUGCACUCUUGUCCAAGGAGCUGUCGGAAAGUACCAAGGGAUACAUCACAACGGUGAUUGCUGACAAUGACUGUGUCCCGCGGUUGAGUGCAGCGGCAACGGUCAAUGCAUUGCUGGAUAUCAUGGAAUUUGACUACAGAUCUAGCGCCCGACGAGAUGUAAAGCAUUCCAUUGAAGAGCUGCAGCGCAUGUACCCCAUGAUCAUCACCAAAGGCCUCAGUCGAAAAAUUACCGAUUUUGUGGAUCCUCUCAUGGAGGAAAUGCUGGCGGGUUCCAUCAAGGCAACGAGUCAAAAGCGCAUGGACCCGGUGCUGUUUCCACCGGGCAAUAUCAUUCACUUUUAUCGCGAUGGAGUCGGCGUGACGGGAAGUGUCUGUCCGUGUGAGUUUUUUGGUGAAUUGGAUAUCAAUCGGCGCAUGGUGGAUGACCACUUGUUCUUUUCUGGAUACCAACAAAUAUUCCUGGAACUGAUGCGACAACAUCACCAAGAUCAUUACUUUAGCUUUGAUCAUGGUGAGGUGCCCACCACCAAGAAAAAAUAAAAAGCAAGUUAUCCACU